AUGCUCUACACUGCGCUAGCCUUGGUGCCCUUGGUCACACAAGCCAUAGCUGUCAUCACGUUACAUGGUGGAUCUGGUGCAGUAUUAUUAUUACCGAGAUCAAUAAACUAACGAGCCAUUCAGAGGCUGAAGGUCAGUCAGGUCCCUUGUCCGCUGACAAAAGUACACAAUGGUAGCUACUUUGUAUUUGCUCGCAAUUGAGUAGGUUCACUUAAUAGCCUUUGUUGACACCCGUAAGUUUAGAUAUUUGAAAACCUGGAGAUUUUCGCCACUGUGGUUGAACAAAGGGUCCCGUGGCUAAAUGAGAACACGAUAACAUUGCGGUAUGACCGGAAUGUCCUUAGAAUUUGUACAAAACCAUCCUGACGUCCUCCAAUAGAGUCGCGUUAUUUUCGACUGCGUCACAUCAACACAACACCCACCAUAGUACGAAAGAGCUGCCUCAAACUAGAUCAGCUCAUGAUCAGUAGUGCCCUCCUGAGAAUCGAGCCCGCGUAUAAAAGUUAGGCACAAAGAAAACUAACGAACUUUCGUGACGGUGGUGCAGAAAUAUAACAGCGAGGCCAGAUACCCGGAGAGAUACUGAGAUGGGGAUUACUGGAGUGUUGGGCCGGAGGUGUGACGCGGUCAUGAGAAGCGGCCGGGUUUUGAACGGCCAGUGUAAGUGUGGGAGAUCUUCUUUGUGGAACGUCGGGCUUUGUAUCCUUCGCAAAAGCAGCUCGACUGUAACCAACGUGGGGAUGGAAACAUGCGUCGAUCCCACAGCAAACAAGACUGACGUGGCUGUGCGCCCCUUCCACGAGAUCCCUGGACCCAAGGGGCUCCCCAUCAUUGGGAGUCUGUGGGAGUACACAUUCCUUGGAAAGCUUGAUCCCAGGCGCUUUGACGAGGUGCUGUGGAACCGCUACCAGGAGUACGGUAAAAUCUACAAAGAGGACCUCGGGCCACGGGGAACGUUUGUCCGGAUAGCCGAUCCAGGAGAUAUUGAGACCGUCUACAGAAACGAGGGAAGGUACCCGCAUCGCCCGUCGUUUCCGCUUGUAAGGGAAUCCAUGGAGGCGGCUGGACAGGAACUUCUGAAGCACCGAGCACGGUCAGAGUCCAGUUUCAAUGGACAAGGGUUAGAGUGGUACCGUACCCGCAGUGCCGUGAACAGGACACUGCUGAGGAGGAGCGGGGUUGCACUUUUCCACCCAACCUUGAAUGAGAUCUCGGAUGACUUCCUGGCUCUCCUGAAGCGGAGCCUAGACGAGAACAAUACAGUACCUGACAUCACGUGGCAGAUACGGCGUUACAACACGGAAGUGGCUGGGACCACUAUCUUCGGCCGUCGCCCGGGCUGCCUGGAGCCAGACUUCUCGGGGUCCUGCCAAACGUCUGAAAUGAUCAAGAGCAUCGACGACUUCUUCGCCUCCUGGCUGAAACUGGAGAUAGGGUUCCCACUGACCAAGUACCUCCUGAAGGACACCUGGAACGGCUACAUGAACGCGCACAGAAAUAUCCUCAGAAUUGUGAAAUACCACAUGGACUUGGAUGUGGAGUACGAAGACAGCCGACCGAGCGUGUUGGGUUAUCUGCUGUCUGAGUCCAGCCUGUCCGACACGGAUGCCGCCAUGUCGGCUGUGGAACUUUUUGUGGGCGGCAUGCAGUCAAGUUCCCAUGCAGACAUGUUCCAACUGUACGAGCUGGCCCGGCACCCACACGUUCAGGAGACCAUCCGGAGGGAGGUUACAGAGGCGCUACCUAAAGGGGAAGCUGUGACGAGUGCCCACCUGCACAAGCUGCCCUACCUCAAGGCUUUUGUGAAGGAGACCUUUAGGUUCCACCCAGUCGGUCUCCUUCACAUGCGGAUUCUGGACCGCGAUGUUGUUCUGUCCGGAUAUCGUGUGCCGGCUCAUACAACAAUUGAGAUCCCCAUGAGUGUGCUUGGUCGGUUGGAGGAGUUGUACCCCCAGGCAGACCGGUUCCUACCCGAGCGCUGGCUCCGUAGGGGCCCGAACGGAUUCCGAUCCCGCAUGUUCAGCCACGUGACUCCCUUCGGCCACGGGCCACGCGCCUGCAUAGGUCGCCGACUUGCCGAAGACAAGUUCUACAUUCAAAUAGCUAAGUUAGUACAGAACUUCGACCUCCACUGUGACGAGGAGGCGGACACAGUGACAGGGUGUUUCCAGGAGCUCUCCCCCACCCCAAACAUCCGCUUCACUCCCCGGUAAACGGACAGUCCACGCCUGCCACAGGCCUCAAUC
Messenger RNA from Branchiostoma floridae (Florida lancelet), 2246 nucleotides. RefSeq names its product cytochrome P450 10-like. The record is from RefSeq and is a predicted model, not a curated record. The transcript has 13 exons. Bases 588 to 2213 code for a protein of 541 amino acids. Lineage: Eukaryota; Metazoa; Chordata; Leptocardii; Amphioxiformes; Branchiostomatidae. Gene Ontology annotation, molecular function: oxidoreductase activity, acting on paired donors, with incorporation or reduction of molecular oxygen; heme binding; iron ion binding.